UAAGCGCCAUGUUUGUUGAAAACGUAAACGGAAUAGAAAGCGGUGUUUUUUUUUGUUUAGACACUUAGCUGAAGUGUAAUGUACUCUGUGAUAAGAGUUAUGUAAAAAAACUCCAAACAGUUUUGUUUUGUUCUAAUUUGAGUUUAAAACCAAAUUAAAAUGGCUCUACCCAACGAGACAUUAAGAUCUUUUCACCUUUAUGUGACCCAUGUGGAUGGCGAGGGUCAUUUCCUGAAGAUCAGUGGUCAGCUCGACCAGCCUUCUUCGUUGAUGAUAGAGAGUUUGUUCGAUGGUGCUCGAGAAAGUUUGGAAAAAGGAGUGGGUGCCGUCCCACCGGCUGUAAUAACCGAAGGUAUUAUUUGUGCCGCGAAAUACAAAGAUGGUAAAUUUUAUAGAGCUAAGAUUAUUAAUAUAACUAACCUUGCCACUGGAUUGGUCGGUGUACAUUUCAUAGAUUAUGGAAAUAAGGAUAUAAUCUCUGUGAGCACUAUUAGAUUUUUAGAUACCUACGAUCCGUUGUUCUUACAAAUGCGUGGGCAGUCUUCGGACUAUUAUUUAUCUCGUGUAAUGCAUCCGUCAGGAAGGUGGGAAGAACCCUUACUACUAAAACUUCAAAGCUUACUUUGCAAUGCAGAAUAUCCUGCUACAACAGAACUAAACACCCGGACUUUACCUAUAAUAUCAAUACAAUUUAAAGGGAAUGAUUUAUCUUCUCAUCUUGUUACAAAUAGGUUUGGUAUAGCCCUGCCUCUAGUUAAACAAGAAGCAUUGUUGUUACAACUGUUAGAAAAACAGCAAAUGUCCAAUUGGCAACCAACAUUUUUGAAUGAAAGUCACUUUUCGGAACAUGUUCCAUUUCUGAUAAAUCAAAACUUUCCAAAUCCAGCAUCAGCUAUGCGUUUAAACCAAGGUAUGUCAUUGCCCAUUAAUGGAAGUUUUGUUCCUCCACCUAUAAAUCAAAGAUUAUUAAUUAACAAAGUCCCAAGAAACCAUGCCAAUUUAAAAGCUCCGAUUCGUCAACCACAUACUGCUGCAGCGUUGUCUCCUGCCUUGCCUGUGUCUGAUCAGCCCUCACCAGUAGCUGCCUCCAAACCUCCAUCACCAAAGAAGUCUAUAACAUAUAAAAGUCGGCUACUGGAAGUUAACUCACAACAUAAGGUGUUUGUCUCAUUUGCUGAAGAGGGCCCAGAGCUAUUUGCCGUCCAACUUGUGAGUGAUGCAAAGAAAUUACAAGACAUGAUGGAUGAAAUAAAUAAAAGACCUCACAGCAGCCUUAAAGAACCCCCAAUGAUUGGGACAGUGUGCUUAGGUAGGAUGUCAGGAGACAGAAUUAUAUGCAGAGCAAUUGUAAUGAAUCUAUCUGGUUCUCAAUGUAAAUUAUUCUUUGUUGAUUUUGGUGAUACAGAGAUGGUCUCAUACUAUGACAUAUUUGAUAUACCUGAAGAGUUUGUGAAGCCAAAUGUAUUUGCUUUGAGAUUCUGUCUGUCACAAGUAAAGAAGUUGGAGAAGGGUCCUUAUUUGAAUGAAACUUUUAAACAGCUUGUUAAUGGCAAAGUAUUAACAUUGAAAGUGGUAUCACCUGAAGGACCUCCUCUUAUUCAGUAUGGUGAGCUAUUCUUGGAUAACAAAAAUGUUCUAGACUUGCUCACAGCAAACAUGAAAGACCAGUUACAGUUCAAAUGGGUAGACUUGCUACCACUGGGCAACCGUAGAUCUGUAUUAGUUUCAUAUGUAGACAGUUGCUUAAAGUUCUAUGUUCAGCUAUCAGAUAAGAUUGAUGAGUUGAAUGCAGUUAUGGAAGCUGUGAAAGCCCAUUGUGAGAGUAAAUCAUCACCCGGUGAGUUGCCAGUAGGUGCAGCUUGCUGUGCCAGGUUCCCUGAUGAUGACAACUGGUACAGAGCUAGAGUGAAAGACACAAAAGGUAACAAAGUCAUAGUAACUUAUGUGGAUUAUGGGAAUGAGCAGGAAGUUAAUGUAUCAGACUUGAGAACCAUAACACCAGAUCUAAUAAGACUGCCAGCACAAGCACUAAAGUGUGCUCUAAAGGGUUAUGAGAAUAAAGCAAUUGAGACCAAAACAUCAAACCAGUUGGAAAUGUUGGCUUUGGAGAAGACAUUAAUGGCACACAUAGUUGGAAUGCUGUCAAGUGACACAAUGCUUGUCACUUUAGUUGACGACACUGUCACACCUCCGCUGGAUGUGGCACGUAGGAUGAAUCAGCUAUCACAGCCUAGAAGUGUUGAGGCUAAAGCAACGACACCUGUCCGUGCCGAUCCGCCGGAGAACUUCAGUUCCCCAGACAGCGUGUCUGAUGACGGCAGGAAAAAGAACUAUCGCCGGGAGAAGAGUUUCAAAGAAGAUCGUAGACCGCCGAAAGAAGGAAACGAAGAAUUUGGACAGAGAGGAAGCAGCUUUAGGGGAAGGGAACAUAAAGAUGGCUUCGAUCGGUCCGGACCAGGACGGCAUAGCGACAAGUUUGGCGGGAAACCAGAUAGAGGGGACAGACGUGGUAAACCUCGUGAGAACCACGUGGUGUCGCCGAGCCAGCCGACUGAUAACUGGGAUGAAGGUGCCGCGGCCGCGCACCCUCAGCCCCAACAACCCUCGCAGCCCUCGCACCCCCAGCACCAGCAACCCGCCUUCCAGCCACGACAGAACAAUAGGGAGUAUCAAAGGGAAAAUAAACCUAACCAAGACGAAUGGGAAGAGAAAGAUAAACCGAGAGAGAAUAGACGCGAAAAUCGCGGCGAUAGACGUGAUAAUUGGGGAGAUAAGAAAGAGAACUGGAAUCAAAAGAGAGAGUUUAGAGACAACAGGUCUGAGAGAGGAGAGAGAACUAGGAGCAAUUUCACGCCGAGAGACCGAGCUGAAAGAAGCGAUAGAUAUGGAUCCGAUACUGAUAAAAAAUCCGAUAAGAGUUUUCGUUCGCAAGACAGUAAUAAGGGAGAUCGCGCUGGACGCGCCCCGCCGUACAAGAGUAGAAGCAAAUUCACACAAGUUCAGUACAAGGAGCUCCCAGAUCCAGUUACCCUAGACACGCUAUAUGCUGAACAAACUAUAGAAGCGAACGCUCAACAUGAGGUCUCGGUAACAUGGAUCAUAUCGCCGGAGAAUUUUUAUACUCAAAUACUGUCGUUGCAGCCGAAGUUUCUUGAAAUGAUGCACUCGAUACCUGAACUAUACAAAGGCGUUAAAUCGUACACUGGGAUAGUGCCUGUAGGAGCGUCGGUCUUAGCUCGUUACCCCGCAGAUGGUGUCCUCUACCGGGCCACUGUGGUAUCCGUCCAGCCUUUCUCUAAAUUCAUAGUUAGAUACGUCGAUUUUGGUAAUAAGCAAUUAGUCGACGCGAAAGACAUUUGGCAGCUAGACAAGCAAUUGCUAGAAUUACCUAAAAUGGCAGUUCAUUGCUCUCUGGUCGGUGUAUCACCGAAAGAUGGUGAAUGGAAAGCGGACCCGGAGAUAGACCUGUGUUUCAAUGCGCCGCGAUAUCAAUGCGUGUUCCAAGAGAAUAUGGACGGCCAAUAUAAGGUGUCGCUGUGGAACAAUGGCGUCAGCGUCGCUGAUACACUGGUGGAGAAGCAGCUUGCUAUCCUGUCUGAACAUCAGUCUUCUGUUACAUUGAAAGACGAAGCUAUCGACCUGACGAUCAUCAUAGGUCAGCAGAUCCUCUGCCGCGUGACGCAUGUGGAAUCCUUGGACAAGUUCUACGUCCAACUCGACCUGGACAAGGCGGACUUGGUGGAGAGCGCCAUUGCCAACUUUGAUGUCAAUAAACUGACUCCUUUAGGCGCGGACAGUCUCGCGGAAGGUAUCCAUUGCACCGUCCGACACGAGGAGAAGAUAUACCGCGCGAUACUCAACGACGUGUCCGACACUAACAAUAUAAAGGCGGUGUUGCCAGACUACGGACAUUCUAUUACUACCUCAUUACAAAAUGUGAUGAUCCUGCCGACGGAGCUGAGCGUGUACUACUACCAGACGCUGGAGUGCGGGCUGCACAACUACAGCGGUGACGUCACCGCGCUCCUCGCGCUCGAUGACGUCAGAGCCCGACUCACCCACAACAAAUUCAUAAUAUACAUAAAUAGUGUUGAAGGAAUCAGGUUAUUAACAACACUAUACGACCCCUCUACUGGUCAAAAGAUAGCAAUCUUCGACGGCGACACCUCCGUACCAGUAGAUGUCCUCAUUGUUCUCAAAGAUAUUAUGACUUAUGUGGACAUUUAUGUUAAUGGCCAAAACAUAACCGAUAAACUGGUCUCAGAAGGUCAUGCCACAAGAUCUGAAGAGAAUGAAUGCGGUGACCUCCCCUCGUGCUUCGCCAGUCAUGUUAACUCACCUUCCGAGUUCUGGAUACAAUUGGAGACCGCUACGGCAGAACUGCAAGCCAUGGAGGCGGCGAUGGUAGAUGCAGAGAACUUCCCUGAACUUAAAGAGAGGGAGGAGGGUGUUAUCUGUGCGGCUAAGUAUCCUGAGGACGGCGCCUGGUACAGGGCGCAAGUGAUUGUUGAUGGAUCCGAAGGUACUGAGGUGCUGUUUAUGGAUUAUGGUAACGCGUCCAUUGCCAACGAAUUGCGAAGUCUUUCCGAUGAAUUGAAAGUCAAACCUGCCCUGUCCAGAAAAUGCGCGCUCCAGAAACCACGCGAUAUCAAAUCCUGGUCUCGCAAGUCGGAAAUAAAGUUCAACGAGUUGGCUGCGGAGGGAGCGACCAUUUUCAAUAUACAGUUCAUAGCUGCGGGAGAUAUUUCCAUAGUGGAACUAUACUUGGAAGGGAAGUCGGUAACGGAGGAGCUCGUCGGUCUGUGUGAGGAGCAGCCCAUGUCCGAAAGACCGACGCCUCUCGGACAAGACUUACAUACCAGCGGCAAAAUCUGUUACGUCCAUUCAUUAGAUGAAUUUUAUGUGCAGACUAAUGAAUCAGAUGCCGUCUUGGAUAAAAUAACGGAAGAGUUAUCUCAAGGUGAGGAAUUCGAGCAAGUUCCCGAUCUUAAAGUCGGGUCGGUUUGUGCGGCGCUGUGGGCGGAGGACGAGCAGUGGUAUAGAGCUAAAAUCUUGGAGUUCUGUGAUGUAGGUUAUCACGUGCAGUUUAUUGACUACGGAAACAAAGCUAAAUGCGAUACGUUUAGACAGUUGCCCGAGGAUCUUAGCAUUAUCGAACCCAUAGCUAAGUGUUGUCGACUCGCCAGCGUCUCUAAUGAGGAUGCAAAAGUGAAGCUAGAAGAAUUAGCCGCAGACGGAGCGACGACAUUCCAAAUAGAAUUCUUAGAUAGUUUAAAGGAACCGACGCUGGUCAAACUAUUAUUAGAUGGCAAAGACGUUUGUUCUAUAAUACUAUCUAGUACUAAUUUAAAAGAGAAAAUUGUCACAUCCGACAAAAUAGAAGAGGCUGUUGUAACUAGUCAAGAAGUAAUCGAAGAAGAAACGGUUGCCGAGCCAGUUGUUGAAAAAGUAGAUAGCGAUAAGAGUAUAGAAGAGGAAACAGUUAGCACUACUUUAGAUACGUCGGAACAUAAAUCUCCAGAUCUCAGUGAGAGUGUAGCGAGUAAUAGUCCAGUAGAGGAGAACAAAUUAGAAGCCAAUGAUAAUAAAAAUGUUAAUGAAAGUGAAACACGGGACCAAAUAUCGUCUAAAAUUGAUAGUAGUGUAGAAAAAGUUGAAAAUAAAAAUGAAUCUACGAAGACGGUAAGCAGUGAAUCGAAUAAUUCUACUUCUAAUGGUGACACUUCAUUACCUUCGACUCCCGUGAAAGCGGAGCCUGUUGUAGAGAAAACAGAGACCAAGGAAGAUUUAAAGGAAUCUAAAUAGAAAUAAACUGAAUGUAUGUUGAUUUACACUAUUUCUAAUUAUACGCUCUUUUGUGAUAGACUAACUAAUCUUAUGACUGCAUUUGAGCAAUAUAGAUAGACUGAAUGACUGAGUGACUGAAUGUGAUGUACGAUUCUAUUCGUAUCAUAUAUUUCUGAUUAUUAUUUUGUAAUUACUCAAUAUUUAAAAUGUCUGUUUUGUUAAGGUUUUGUUUGAUUUUUCGUAAUGAUUGUUGCCCCUAGUGAUAUACGAAAGUUACUUACAUGCUAUUACAUAUAUAAGGACUGUUAAUAAUUGUUUCUAUAUUUUAUUUAACUUUGACGAAAAUAUUAAAAAAAAAACUUUUUUUUCGCUUAUUUCCGGAUUUCGUAUGAAUACUCGUAUUAUUUGCUUUAAUAGCUUUCGAAGCUAACUUGUCUAUUGUUAGUUUUUAAGUUUUUUUUUUUUUACUUUUAUUUUGCAGCUCCUUUGUAGUAAUGUUUAACAUUCCCGGUGAUUUUUUUUUGUUUAAAAUUAAAAGUUAUGUUUCCAGAGAGUUACACUUUAAUAUUUAAUUUUUUUUUCAAUAUAAUUGUCAUAAAAAAUAAAUAAGCAAUGUAUCCAAAUGGUUACGGAGGUAUUUAAACUCGGUUUAAAACGAUUUCAGUUUUUCAUAUUUCAUGUAUAUUUUAUGUUCGCAUAUUGUUUAGUUGUUGC
This is a messenger RNA of Papilio polytes (common Mormon), 6501 nucleotides long. RefSeq names its product maternal protein tudor-like (gene tud). Lineage: Eukaryota; Metazoa; Arthropoda; Insecta; Lepidoptera; Papilionidae. Bases 160 to 5805 code for a protein of 1881 amino acids. The transcript is spliced from 11 exons. The record is from RefSeq and is a predicted model, not a curated record.